Neltuma alba is the source of this 897-nucleotide messenger RNA. RefSeq names its product F-box protein PP2-B11-like. The transcript is spliced from 3 exons. Gene Ontology annotation, molecular function: carbohydrate binding. The coding region runs from base 36 to 653 and encodes 205 amino acids. The record is from RefSeq and is a predicted model, not a curated record. NCBI's taxonomy places the organism in Eukaryota, Viridiplantae, Streptophyta, Magnoliopsida, Fabales, Fabaceae.
AUGCAAAUCUCACAUUAAAUCCCUUGUAAGAAAAUAUGUCUUCUGAUCACCACACUGUUAGUCAUGCCCAUUGGAAGGGAGAUGCAAGUGUUGGUAAAGAGCCAGAAACAGGGACAAUUAUAGUUCCUGUGAGAGCUCUAAACAUCAUCUGGGGCAACGAUAGUCGUUUUUGGCGGUUCCAGGACCUUCCAAGGGAUGAAACUAUGAUGAUAGGGUUGAAGGAAAGUGCAUGGCUGGUUCAAGUGAAUUGGAUAGAGGUGACAGGGAAAGUGCGAAAGUCUGACCUGCACAAGGAGCCUGGCUCAGUCACAAAAUAUGGUAUCUUUUACAUCAUCAAGUUCAGGGCUGAUGCAUUUGGGUGGCACUCUGUUCCUAUAAAGUUCAAAUUCAGACUCACCACCACGUCUGCAAAACAACAACCACAACCACACUACCACAGCACAGAUGAUAAUCUCACCAUUGAUAAAGAAGAUGAGAAGAGCAUCAUUCUGGAACCCUACAGAGAGAAGCAAGAGGUGUGGCAUGAAAUCCCAGCAGGCCAAUUCUCUGUCUCUAACUCUGAUGGCUUUCUUGAGUUUGGUAUGUUUGAAGUUGACAGUGCUUGGUGGAAGGGCAAUAUGGUCCUUGCAGGUGUCAAGAUCAAGCCCAUAUAAGCCUAAUCAUUACAUUAUCUAUCAUUAACUACCAUUCUCUCAAUGUUAUUCCUGUAAUUAUAAGUGACAAGAAUGUGGUCUGGUUCAAUCUGCACACUGGUUUCACAAUCCUCUAGCUGUGCUGAGGUUGUUGUGUAAUUUCCCCAUUUUGUCUUUUGUAACGUUACAGUGAAAUAAAUCAUGUUGUUGGAUUUGUCCAAGACUGAUCACCUUAUAUGAGAAAUGUUAAUGGUUUCAUUCUUAU